AUGACCCUCCCAGUCCUCAUCAUCGGCGCCGGUCUAGGCGGCAUCUGCCUCGCCCAAGCCCUACAAAAAACCAACAUCCCAUUCAAACUCUUCGAAAAAGACGACCACCACAACCUCCAAACACAAGGCUAUCGACUCAGAAUCUCCGAAAGUGGCACCAAAGCCUUAAAGGAGAGCCUAACACCCGACCUCUUCACCCUCUUCCAAAAAACCUGCGCCACAACAGCUGGGUUCGGCAUCCGCAUCAAACCCGACGGAACACUCAUCCCCUUCAGCAGUGCAGGCGGGCCUUCAAAGCCACCCCACGCUACAGCCCUAGGCGAAGCAUACACCGUUGACCGCAGCGCCUUCCGCGAAGCACUCCUCACCGGGUUGGAAGAGCACACCUUCUUCGGCAAGGCGUUCUCGCACUACGAGCUCUGCGAAACAUGCAUCACGGCCCAUUUCACCGACGGCUCGAGCGUGGACGGAUCUCUGCUCGUCGGCGCAGACGGGGUGCACUCGCGUGUGCGAAAGCAAUACAUACCCGAAUACCCCGCUCUCGACACGGGUCUGCGGAUCGUGUUUGGGAAGACGCCGAUUACGCCGGCGUUCCUGGCGGCCACGCCCGAGAGUUAUCAGGCUGGGAUGAGUCUUGCUUCGGAUGCGGGGGACGGCGCACAACCGACGCUUUUGUGGGAGGUUAUUCGGUUCCCGUGCGCAGUUGAGGAGAUCGACUUGCCAGCUCCGUAUGUGUACUGGGUGCUUGUUUUUGAUCGCGCACAUCUCGGCCUUGCGGCGGAUGGGAGGCGUUGGCGUGCUGCUGGUCCCGGGGAGGCGGCGGGUCUGGCGCGUCGGUUGACGGGGUCGUGGGCGGAUUCUGUGCGGAGUGUGAUUGAUUUGCAGGAUGAGAGUCAGUCGUCUGUUCGGUCGAUUUUGUCUGCGGUGCCGGAGAUUGCGGGGUGGGAGGCUUCGGCGCGGGUGACGCUUCUUGGGGAUGCGGUUCAUCCCAUGCCGCCUACGGGUGCUAUGGGCGCUAACACUGCUUUGCGUGAUGCGGCGGAUCUAGCGCGGCGUAUUGCGGGGGUAGCUGGGGUUGAGGGGGUUGAUGAUCGAGUUAUUGGAGAGUAUGAAGCUGAUCUGCGUGAGUAUGCUAGAACGGCGAUUGGUUUGAGUUGGCAAGGUGGUAUGAAGAGCUUCGGGCUGAGACCUGUGGAUGAAUGCGAGAAAAUUGUCCUGUAA
Molecule: messenger RNA, 1221 nt
Organism: Penicillium verhagenii
Lineage: Eukaryota; Fungi; Ascomycota; Eurotiomycetes; Eurotiales; Aspergillaceae
Product: FAD-dependent oxidoreductase
Exons: 1
Coding region: 1-1221 (406 amino acids)
Molecular function (GO): FAD binding
Source: RefSeq, a predicted model, not a curated record